CCCACGAGGCGCCAUGCAUGCGCUGCGGCGCUUGGGCCGGCUCGCCCGGCGGCUCCGUAGCUGGGUAGACGUCUGUCGCCGGAGAGACACCCACUCCUCGGCCAAGGAGCAGUUGGAAACAAAAUCAGAAACAAAGCUUCAAAAGAAAAUAUGCCAAGUUGUUCUCAGACAUUUUGAGAAACAAUACUCUAAAGAGCUGGGAGAAGUGUGGAACUCAAUCAGUCAAGUGCUUUCAACACCUCAGUGCUGGCAGUAUGCUGUCCUCCUUAAUAAAUUCAAUUUUUCCUCUGAAGUGGAGAAUGACUUGCACUCAAAGGGCUAUCGCCUCAUUUUCCCGGAAACUUCAUCCUGUUUUCGGCAGUCACUCAAGUGUUACAUCAGUAGCAGUCCUGGAAGAUUCCCUGCUCAGAAACACAGAGCUGGCAAACUGAAAGAAUAUUACCUGCUGAAUGCAGCGUCAGUUCUGGCUGUGCUGGCCCUGGAAGUUGAGAAUGGAGAGAAGGUUUUAGAUAUGUGCGCUGCUCCAGGGGGUAAAUCGAUAGCAACGCUUCAGUAUGCUUGGCCAGGGCUUCUGCACUGCAAUGAGUAUGACCAUUUGAGAUCACGCUGGCUGAAGCAGACACUGGAAUCCUUCAUCCCAGAAUCUUUGAUGAGUCUCAUUACUGUUUCACAGUUGGAUGGAAGGCAAAUUGGAAAUCUUCAGCCUGAAGGCUUUGAUAAGGUACUAGUGGAUGCUCCAUGCUCAAAUGACAGAAGUUGGUUAUUCUCUUCCGAUACCCAGCAGGCUACCCUACGAUUAGCACAAAGGAAAGCAUUAUCUGCUGUACAGAUACAGCUGCUAAGGUCUGCAAUUAAAGCCUUGCGUCCUGGAGGAUCUCUGGUUUAUUCCACAUGCACUCUUUCUAAGGCGGAGAAUAGUGAUGUCGUAACACACAUCCUCGACUCCUGCAGCAAUGUUUGCCCAGUGGAUAUGAGCUCCCUGGCCAGUUCUGCAUCCCAGGAAUUCACUCUUGCUUCUGGUGUCCAGCAGCAUGAACUUCUAGUACUUCCAGAAAGGGGGAAAGCUUGGGGACCAAUGUAUAUAUCUAAAUUAAAGAAAAUGUGAUUGGUAUUCUUCAUGUGGUUGCAGUUCUUUUAGGUCAUAAUGACCAAUCCUUUUUUUUUAAGGGGCAACAGCUUUUUGAAGUGAAAACCUGAACAGGAGACUGAAAUCCAAUCUCUUCUAUUUGCUAGCAGCAUCCCCAUCCAUUUUUCUAUUUCAGUACCCAAUUGGAAGAUUGGGGGAGGAGCAGGGGGAUGCUCAAUGAGACAUGCAGAGAUGUGUUUUCAGUAAUUGUCCCAAUUCCAAACGUGAAUUGUAGGCGUGUUGAAGAACACCCAAUUCACUAGUCUGUGGGCCAUGUGUGUGCACUUGCCUGUAGCUUGUAACGGAAUUGUCAGAAUUUGAGCACUAAUUUUAAAUCCAGUUAAAAUGUAUUUGCUUGUAGAAACUUAUUUCAACACAGGAUGACACUAGGAGCAAACAGUUUAAAAAGAUGGAAGCAAUUGUUUCAUGUAUUCACAGCACCUCACUACACAAAACAGGGGGAAAUUUCAGGAACAAAUGCCUGCUAUGAAUUCUGGUUUUUUUUUAUGAGAACCAGGAGUGGAGACUUCGUAUUAGAAUCAUAGAAUUGUAGAGUUGGAUAUUCUGGUGGUAUCUUCUAGUUUUGCGCACACAUUGAGCAGUGGACAGCAAGUUAACACCUAGAUCGCAUUAAUCUAUAAUGCAGUGUCGGCCGCACCCUGCAAAUAGUGACAACUGGAAUCCCUUUUGCCCAAGAUCCUUCUGCUUGGCUGCAGAGCUCAAAUUUGGUUUGUCAAAAUAGUCUUGUUUUGGAAUUGCUUCACCAACCUUCCAUUUCCAAGGAUGUUCAGUGAAUCCUAAACAGCCACCAUCAACCUCAUUUAACCGGGGAAAGUUGCUGAGCAGGCAUCUCUAGAAACAUUAACUUUCUACUGCUUAUUAGCAAGUAAGUAUGUUAAAUAGAAAGUUCAGCCACUGGAUAGCAUUUCUUUUGCAUGCAAAGAAGUAACUUGGGUUUUGUGAUUUUUCAGAUGCCAUGUUUCUGGACCAGUUUUCAGGACAAUGAGAGAUUGAUUUAGAGUUAUUAACACUUUAUUUUCCACUAUCCUACCAGAUUAUGCAUAUCAUCAUGCACUUUUUAAAAGUCAGCGUCUGGUUUAUAUGAUGGUGAAGCUGUGUCAUGUGCCAACAAAAUCAGUUUUAUUAUGAAGUAACUUGUUCCCUUCAAGGAUUGUUUUCUGCCUCCCUUGGAGGUUGUAGGUGACACAUGGAAACCAGCUUACUGUUACUGCUUUUAUCUCUGUCAGAAUAUGCAAUGAAAGAGUUGAUUGUGUUGAAAGGCCUCUAAAACAGCAGAUUGUCAAGCAAAUGUGGUGCUUUGGCAUGGAGUUUGGAGACAUAAAUGCAUCUUAUCUGGCAGCUGCAAAACAAAUACUUGAAAUGAAACUAGGAUGACAAAUGGCAGUAGCCGCCACACAGUGUUACAAGAGCAUUUCUACACAAAUUCAGCCAUAAUUACUGGUAUAAACAGUCCUGAACAAAUGGCUUGUCUAAAGUGAUGUCAGUUCUGUUCUGAAUGCAAGAGAGAACGAAGAAAUGGCACUCUCAAGCAAAUGUCCAGUCAUAAUUUAUGAAUUAUUGCAAAACAAUACUAAUAUUUAUUUCUUCGGUAUUGAUCACCCGCUCAUUACUGAAUAUUUCAGUUUUAAAGCAGGGAAUGAUGAAAUAAAAUAAUAGCAGCAUGCCAAAAAUAAUAUACAAAUAUUACACAAUCCAUAGAAACAAUCGAUAAAUAAAUUAACAGCUCCAUCAUAAAACUAAACUAAACUGAUGUUAAGGCAACAAUUAGCAUUUCCAAUUUAACCAAGUAUCUGGAUAUAGAAAAUAGGAUAUUCACUCACUCUCCUUAUUUUUCACAUAAAGAAGGCUGCAUUCUGUGCCAACAGAUUUUCACUCUAGAGCAGGCACCCCCAAACUGUGGCCCUCCAGAUAU
This is a messenger RNA of Zootoca vivipara (common lizard), 3059 nucleotides long. RefSeq names its product NOP2/Sun RNA methyltransferase 3 (gene NSUN3). The record is from RefSeq and is a predicted model, not a curated record. Gene Ontology annotation, molecular function: RNA methyltransferase activity. Gene Ontology annotation, biological process: rRNA methylation. NCBI's taxonomy places the organism in Eukaryota, Metazoa, Chordata, Lepidosauria, Squamata, Lacertidae. Gene Ontology annotation, cellular component: mitochondrial large ribosomal subunit.